AUGCAAGUCCCACCCAUCAUCCAAAAACUGCUCUCCCCCUUCCCCCUUCACACCUACCCUCCAAUACUCCCUCCGUGCCAAUCCAACACACACCCGACACCCUGUCUAUGGAUUCAUCCCCCACACUCGCCCGACGGCGUCCUCAGCUCCGACGUCGAGUGCCUCAAAUGGCAAGCCUACCUUGCUCUGCGAGGCCUUGAUCGCAUUGGCGUGCGUACCGACGUUGACCCACAAGGUGCUAUUGACGGGCAGCUUCCAAAUUUGUGGGAUGGUGAGAAGUUGUUGGCGGCGAGGGAGUUGCCUGCCUGGGUGGACAUCAAGGCGAACAUUGACAGCGAUGACGGGCUGGAAGACUACAAAGACGAGGCGUCACGGGAUGAGAGUCGGGCAUGGGUCGCGUUGUUGGAGGGAUGCGUGCACGCUGCGCUGAUCGUCGUUCAACCGACGCCGACGCCGUUCUCCCUGGCGGAAAUCAAAUCCCGCCCAAUCGAGUCCAUCCUCACACCACCCCCGCCCCCACUAUCAGGCCUCACAUCCCUUUUCCCGCCAUUUGGUACACGUAUCCCCCGAGAAGCCAUCCAGUCGCGUUACCGCGAGGCUAUUGGGGCGCUCUCCGAGAGGCUGGGCACUGACAAGUGGUUCUUGUCGUCCGAGGCCCCAACACCACUCGACGCGCUCGUCUUUGCAUAUUUGCACUGUAUACUGCAUUCGAAAGACUCGAUGCGCAUUGAGGUGACGCGCAGGGUGAAUCUGGUUGCAUGGGAGUGGAGGGUGAGAGGACUGGUUAGGGCAGCGUUUAUACCGAGGCGGUGAUCGAGGUCAUUGCGCAAUGAUAUUGGUCCCUACAGUGCAAGGUCCACAAGGUUCUGGCUGUUCUUCCGUCAUUUCCAGUGAGGUCGACAGGGCAGAGUUUGGAAUCACUCACGACAUUUCUGUCCCUCUGUGCGAUCGUCGUUGACUUCCCACCACAAUGUCCACACAUUCUGAGGCCCUCGUUGGUGAUGUCAAGAGCUCAUGCUUGAAAUCUCGGUUGGCACUGAUGACAGAGUAGAAAAUGACACUACGCAUUGUAUGAAUACGCUUAUCCUGCCAAAUGAUCAAGCAAGAGAUUCGGACUGAAAGGAUCUGCUUCUUAUCAAU
This is a messenger RNA of Guyanagaster necrorhizus, 1140 nucleotides long. RefSeq lists its product as uncharacterized. Lineage: Eukaryota; Fungi; Basidiomycota; Agaricomycetes; Agaricales; Physalacriaceae. Gene Ontology annotation, biological process: mitochondrion organization. Gene Ontology annotation, cellular component: SAM complex; cytoplasm. The transcript has 3 exons. The record is from RefSeq and is a predicted model, not a curated record. Bases 1 to 813 code for a protein of 270 amino acids.